Argiope bruennichi is the source of this 2809-nucleotide messenger RNA. It is a transcript of the gene Rab10, whose product is annotated as ras-related protein Rab-10-like. The record is from RefSeq and is a predicted model, not a curated record. Bases 124 to 729 code for a protein of 201 amino acids. Gene Ontology annotation, molecular function: GTP binding; GTPase activity. Gene Ontology annotation, cellular component: recycling endosome; insulin-responsive compartment; Golgi apparatus. NCBI's taxonomy places the organism in Eukaryota, Metazoa, Arthropoda, Arachnida, Araneae, Araneidae. Gene Ontology annotation, biological process: cellular response to insulin stimulus. The transcript is spliced from 7 exons.
ACAAAGGUGGCAAUGGCACACCUCGCUAACGAUAUUUCAUUAAUGUCGGACACAGUACUGGGUUUGAGAGUUAAAUAUAAAUAGCCAUUUUAAAGGCGCUGCGUUGCUCAAUAAAUAUCAAUAAUGGCUAAAAAAGCUUACGAUUUACUCUUUAAAUUACUUCUAAUUGGAGAUUCAGGUGUUGGAAAAACAUGCAUAUUAUUCAGAUUUUCUGACGAUGCUUUUAAUACGACUUUCAUAUCUACUAUAGGUAUUGAUUUCAAAAUUAAAACUCUAGAUAUUAAAGGAAAGAAAAUAAAACUUCAGAUAUGGGACACUGCUGGUCAAGAACGUUUUUAUACUAUCACUACAUCAUAUUACAGAGGUGCCAUGGGCAUUAUGCUGGUAUAUGACAUAACAAAUCCUAAGAGUUUUGAUAACAUUGCAAAAUGGCUACGAAAUAUUGAUGAACAUGCAAAUGAAGAUGUAGAAAAAAUGAUUCUAGGAAACAAGUGUGACAUGGAGGACAAAAGAAUGAUCAGUAAGGAGCGAGGAGAAGCUAUUGCUCGAGAGCAUGGAAUCCGAUUCUUAGAAACAAGUGCAAAGGCAAAUAUCAAUAUAGAGAAAGCUUUUAGGGAAUUAGCUGAAUCAAUAUUGAAUAAACAAAUGGCUGGGAAGGAACAGACAGAAUACCCUGAUAAAGUACGAGUUACAACGCAAGACAUCAGAGGCAUAAGAAAAUGCUGCUAGGAUAUAUAUAUAUAAGUACACUUGCCUUUCUUCAUCCAUACACUGCUGUCUGGAAAUCUGCUUGCAGUGCUCCAUACAAAAAAAAUUAAUACAUUUUGUAUUUGCCUGGCUGGACCUGUUUGCCUUAGAGGCCACUCAUCCUCGGACUCUGUGCAUUAUAUUGUCUGCCAGGACUAUAGUGCAACUUGUGAACUGUAAGAUAUAUAUACGUCCCAAAGUCUGACUGUUUGCCAUUUUUCUUGUAUUCCAAAGGAAAUUAAGUGUUGCUUACUGGCUUGGAUGAAACCAAUUUUUUUCCCGACAGUUUUUCUAUUUUGUGUUUUUUCAAAUUGUGUUAUAUGUUUUCCCUUUUCAAACUGUUUUGCGCAAGAUGAAUGUAGGUUUGUUCUAUAGAUUUUUUUAUAAGAAAUUAGACAUUUAAAGGCAUUUCUGUUUAUUGCAUUUUUCCUUUUGUUUUCAAAUAUUUAACAACUUACCAAUUUUUCAUUUUUUACAUUACUUUUCUAAGAAAUAGUUUCUUUAGAAAAUAUUUUGUGUUGAAAUAAAUAUCCAAGUUUCUUGAGCGUGAAAAUUAAUGCACAGAUUUUGUAUAUAAAUGUUGGGGGUGAUGGCCCACUGAAAAUUGCUGUAAAUGCAGGCAUAUCGACUGUGUGACAAAAUGUCACACUCAUAAAAUUUUGCUUUAUAAUUUUUAUAGCCUCUUAAAAAUAAACUUCUGCAUCAUCUUGCAAGUGAUAUGAUUCUGAUAGGUUUUGUGAUUAACUGCUGAAUUAAUCUGAUCAAAAUAUCAAGAGAUAUUUCCUGUGAUCAUGAAGAAAAUUUUAUCAACAGACAGACGAAUUUUUUUCAGUUUUUUUAAUUUAAUUUUUGGAAGUGAGUGUCAUUUUAUGUAAUGAAUUAUCUGUGAUUUGAUUUUAAUCAAUUGAAUUAAGAAGACUGCAGUACUCACUUAACUUGGCAGUUUUCAUAUCAGUUGAAAACUAUGCAGUUAUGGUUUUGUACAGUGUGAUAAAAAAUAAAUAAAUGUUUAAAUGAUGAAAGUUCCUUUUAAUUUUGCUCAGAAUAUAUCAAAUGAUUUGCUUUUGCAUGACAUACAAUGAAUAUAAAUGCGCUUUUAAUAUUGACUGUAGAUAUAUGUAGCUUGUAAAUACAACAAAAAUACUCCUUUUAUAUAAGAUGAAUUGAAACAGUUUAGGAUGUUUAAAAUAAAGUGUUUAUUGCUGUCUUUUUAAUUCAUUUUAGAUAUUUAAUGAAAUGAAAAAUAAUGAAUUAAUAGAAGAUCUGACUGCCUGUGUUCACUUUCACUUCAUAAAUAUUUGGUUACUGUUAUCUUUUUGAAUUGUCAGUUUUGAAAUUAUAAUUAAAGAAAAGUCAUGUCAUUAAAUGUCUCUCCCCUCUUUUUGUUUAUAAGUUGAAUUUCCACAAAGUUGUUUAUCAUAUUAAUAUAACAUUUAAAAUUGCUGUAUGAAGGAGUUGAUUAACUACUGAAUUUCUUAAGUUUAUUCAGAAAAAAAAAUUAAUUGCACAUUUCAUAUCAUUUGUAUUUACAUUCAUUUUUUGACUUGUGUUUUGGUUUCUAAGUUUGCCUCCUUUGUAUUUAGUAAUUUUCUUUUUUAUUUUACCGAAAUAUUGCUCAUAGAUUUGUCUUUCAUGUUCUUUUUCUAAUUUUGUAGUUAAUUUAUUUUAGUAUGUUUUUUUUUUUCUCCCCUUAAAUUUUGUAAACAUGCACAUAGAUCUGCUUUUACUGCUUUCAAUAAAUGUCAAUUUCAGUUUUUAUGCAUUAGCAUUUUUUGAUGAGUGGAUUUGUAAUGCUUUGUAGCAGUGUAUAUUUUCUUAAAUCUGUAUAGUCAAAUUUUGAAAAUACUUGUUUAUCACUAAUAUUAAGCUUGUGUAGUUUACAAAAUUGCCACAAAAUUUGUUUAAAAAAAAUAAAGAAAAUUUACAAAUAUCUGGAGUUAUUUAUAUACUUUAAUCCCAUUUGUGAAAGGUACACACUGUUUAAUUUUUUUCUUUCUAUGUUCUAAUCAUUUAUUGGUUGCUUAAAAUUGAUGCCGAGUUAAAAUUAUUGCUUUUGCAUGUU